AUAAAAAAUAGUAACAACAUAUUGUGAAAUAAUCGGACAAUGGAGGAGUUGCUAAACGAAGUGGUGCCCCAGGAGGAUUUAGAGAGAUUCGAGAGGAAGUACCUUCAUGAGUUUGAGCUCGAUGGGGAAGUCUCAACAGAAACAAAGUUUGAAUACGCUUUCUGCUUGGUCCGGAGUCGUUAUACCAAUGACAUUCGAAAGGGUAUUAUGAUUUUGGAGGAUCUUUGUCGUUUACAUCCAGACGGACGACGUGAUUAUAUAUAUUAUCUUGCCUUUGGAAACGCACGAAUAAAAAAUUAUACAGAAGGCCUAAAGUACUGUAGAGCAUUUCUUGAUAUUGAAUCUAAUGAUCAAGUGCGGUCAUUAGAGGAAUACAUUAAAAAACAAAGCGAUAAGGAGGUUGCAAAGGGCAUUGCUGUAGCUGGAGGAGCAGCCCUAGUGCUUGGUGGAAUUUUGGGCCUAGGAAUUGCGAUGGCUAGAAAUAAGCAAAAACGCGAUAAAUAGUG
Messenger RNA from Drosophila navojoa, 506 nucleotides. RefSeq names its product Mitochondrial fission 1 protein (gene Fis1). Gene Ontology annotation, cellular component: mitochondrial outer membrane; peroxisomal membrane. Gene Ontology annotation, biological process: autophagy of mitochondrion; mitochondrial fission; mitochondrial fragmentation involved in apoptotic process. Gene Ontology annotation, molecular function: protein binding. The record is from RefSeq and is a predicted model, not a curated record. NCBI's taxonomy places the organism in Eukaryota, Metazoa, Arthropoda, Insecta, Diptera, Drosophilidae.